Messenger RNA from Aspergillus versicolor CBS 583.65, 2118 nucleotides. RefSeq names its product rhomboid family membrane protein. Lineage: Eukaryota; Fungi; Ascomycota; Eurotiomycetes; Eurotiales; Aspergillaceae. The record is from RefSeq and is a predicted model, not a curated record. The transcript is spliced from 2 exons. Gene Ontology annotation, molecular function: serine-type endopeptidase activity. Gene Ontology annotation, biological process: proteolysis. Bases 172 to 1725 code for a protein of 517 amino acids. Gene Ontology annotation, cellular component: membrane.
AGGCCCCUUGUUUUUUGAGUGAUUGAGGCGUCUGCCCACCAACCGCAACACGCCGGCCUCGUAUUUACCUUUGUCCCUGAACUGGUAGAGUCCGAGCGAUUUCUUUGUUUAACCGGACACGGUUCUCAGACCAGCGAAUCCAUCCCUUGCGCCCGCGAGCGACCCGUCACAAUGGCCGCCCAAGGCUACUACAACGGCGCGCAGAGUAACCCUCCGGCAUACGACCACCACGGACCGCCCUCCGAGUCGUUCAGCAGAGUCUCGCCCUCACCGCGUCCGAGCCCCAGCCCCGUGGGAUACAAUCACAACGCCGCCCCUUACUACCAGUCUCCGGACGACCUCCACGAUCCGCAUCACCUUCGUUACAGUCAGCAGUCUAUCGGCUCGGACAGCGGGGCAUAUGUUGCUGGAGGAAGGAUACAUGACAACGAUCAAUACGCAGAGAAUAUCCCUCUCAAGUCCGCAAAUCCAUACGAUAACCAGACUCCAUACGAUAAUCAUUCUCCGGGCCAGCAGCCCUGGAUGCAGCAACCGACUCACUAUGCGCCAGACCCUGCCAUGAUGGAAACGCAAACGCAUCCUCCGCAGAAAAAGAAGAAGGGCUUCUUCAAGAAGAAGAUUGCAUUUGUUACUUAUAUUUUAACGGCCGCUCAAAUUAUUGUGUUUAUCGUCGAAUUGGUAAAAGCCGCCCAACUUACUGGGACACCAGUCCAAACGAAACCGCAAUUCAACCCGAUGAUCGGUCCAUCGCCAUACGUCCAAAUCAACAUGGGUGCCAGAUAUGCCCCUUGCAUGAAGAACGUCCCUCAUGUUCAGAACAACACCAAUCCCAAUGGGUUCUUCUUCCCCUGUCCGAAUACGACAAGUCAAGUGGCAGCCUGUACACUCUCCGAACUAUGCGGUUUUGACGGGGUUCCGAACCCAGUACCAAACGGUUCUCUCGACGAUAAGCCUGCCCCGAAUCAGUGGUUCCGUUUCAUCAUCCCAAUGUUCCUUCACGGUGGGUUCAUCCAUAUCGGUUUCAACCUCCUCGUCCAAAUGACUAUGGGUGCGGAUAUGGAACGGAUGAUAGGAUGGUGGCGAUAUGGGUUGGUUUACUUCUCCAGCGGAAUUUGGGGGUUCGUUCUUGGAGGCAACUACGCCGGUCAGGGAGAACCAUCUAGUGGUUGUUCCGGUGCGCUUUUCGGAAUUCUCGCGCUUUUCAUCUUGGAUCUUCUCUACGGAUGGAAGGAUCGCGAGAGCCCUUGGGUGGAGUUUAUUAUUAUGAUUGUCGGUAUUGCGGUCUCCUUUGUGCUAGGCCUGCUGCCGGGUUUGGACAACUUUUCCCAUCUUGGCGGAUUUACCAUGGGGCUUGCACUUGGAUUGUGCGUUAUGAGGUCUCCGAAUGCACUACGAGAACGUAUUGGACUGGCACGCAGUCCUUAUGUCGCCAUGAGCGGCGGCGUUGCCUCAGAAAAUCCGAACCCCGACGCAAACAAGGCGGCAAAUGGUUCGAACUUUGGCGGUUUCAGCAAAUAUAGCCCCAAGGGCUUUUUUGCCGGCCGGAAACCUCUAUGGUGGGCCUGGUGGUUGGUCCGCUUGGGCGCGUUGGUUGCCGUUAUCAUUGGCUUCAUCCUGCUCAUCGUGGACUUUUACAAGUAUCCGAGCUCAAAUUGCUCCUGGUGCUACAGGUUCAGUUGUCUGGUGAGUAUCCGCACUUUCUUUAGGCCGCCUGGACUCCGCUAACUAUCAUUCUUUCUUUAUAGCCCGUCAAUGGCUGGUGCGAACAAGGAAAUCUGAACCCCACCACCGUAAACAAGACCGAUUCCGGCAAUUAGUGUUGUGGCAUGUUUUCUGAUUUUAUACCUACGCAUUUUAUCCCCUCUUCCACCAUAAUCCUUAUUUCACGAAGCCGGGUGAAUCGGCCCAGUACCAUAUAUCAUUAGCAUUACGAACCUCCAUACCAUAUAUUGGGCGUUAGAAGGAUUGGCAGUUUUGCUGUUCGCGGGUUCAGGAACAGCGAAUUUCCUAUGCUUGUUAUAUCAUGAACAAUAUACAAAUAGUAGUCCCAAUUUAAGCAAGGGGCAAUGCACGAACAAUAUUCAGGCAGCACUCAGUAUUUUUUUUCUUGAUGUGGGA